Messenger RNA from Rhodofomes roseus, 1001 nucleotides. RefSeq lists its product as uncharacterized. NCBI's taxonomy places the organism in Eukaryota, Fungi, Basidiomycota, Agaricomycetes, Polyporales, Fomitopsidaceae. The transcript has 3 exons. The coding region runs from base 177 to 941 and encodes 254 amino acids. The record is from RefSeq and is a predicted model, not a curated record.
AGAGCCGGCUCAUCCCAGGAUAACCAACUGGGUUCAAUCCAUCGACAACCCUCUGGCCAGCCGCAGGCCUCCACUGCGCACGGUUUCGCCUUCCGUGUGAGCGGUGGCUUGUCACGUGUCGUCGGCCACCAGACACACGUCUAGUGAGCACUUCGCGACGACUCGAGAAGCACAACAUGAGGUGGCUCUACCUGUUGCCAUGCUCAAGGGAGAGAGCCUCCGAAAUCGAUGUCAGUCACGAGCAACAUUGCCUUGCUGACAUAGACACAGGUUGGACACCGGUGUCGGUCGGUCGAAGCAGUACCCGGUACGCUCCUUGCUGCCUGUUCCCCAGCUUCGUCAUCCCCUCAGCCCAAGUCACGACCACCGCUGCCUAUACACCUCAGUCCAGGCGUGCGCAGUGUGCACAGCGUCCAAUCACUGCUCCCCUCCAGAUCGAAUUCAAAGCUGCGCGCAUACGUAUGUCAAGCUCAUUCGCCGACAACAUGCGUCCUGAAUCUACGCACGCCUACGUAACGUCGACUCUAGCUCCUCGCUCAAUCUUCCCUUUUCGCCGAGGAAACGUCGCCCUGGCCCCUCGCACGUCAGUACUUCAGUACUCGCACCGCUCAAAUUCGCCAUCAAUAUCAGGAUGCACCUUCCUGCCCGACGCGGACCCGCGCAGAUCCCCCGCGGUUGGCUACCACACCCUCUCGGCGUCGUCAUCGCCUGGAAUCCCCACUCGCCCCCGAUUGGCCGCGGGUGUGACGUACUGUGCAACGUCUCCGCUGGUGUCGUGGGUCUUGGUGGGUCUGUUUUGCGGCACGUACCGCUGCUCAAUUGAAGGUUCACCGGCAUCCAGGCGCCACAGCUGUGUAUGUCUUCGCAAGGGAGAAUCACUGUAUGUAAGAUGCGGUACAAUAACUAAGAUACUUCGCGAAAACAUAAGGCUACACCACUGAGGCCGACUCUCCUCGAUUACUAUGAUAUGAUCUCCUCUCUUAAUUACUGCGCCUCCCGCG